Messenger RNA from Neohortaea acidophila, 657 nucleotides. RefSeq lists its product as uncharacterized. The coding region runs from base 1 to 657 and encodes 218 amino acids. The record is from RefSeq and is a predicted model, not a curated record. The transcript has a single exon. Lineage: Eukaryota; Fungi; Ascomycota; Dothideomycetes; Mycosphaerellales; Teratosphaeriaceae.
AUGUCCACUUCCAACCAAACAUCGAUCCUCUUCACCCUCCCGCUGGAAAUCCGGCACCAAAUCUACUCCUACGUCUACACCUCGAGCGUGCGACCCCACCUCGGCAUCCACACCGACACCCACCUCAUUGACUUGCUGAGCCUCGGAGAGGACCCCGCGCCGUGUCUAGGCCUUGCGCUGCUCCAGACAUGCCGCGCCCUCUACCACGAUGCCCGCCCAUUCCUCUACGCCCAACAGACCUUCUCGAUUUCGAUCAGCGUUAGCGAGCGCGACCAUCGUAAACGAGUCAUCUAUGCCGGGCAUCUCGACCGCACGAACAAGUUGCUGCGGAGCAUUCAGCAUCUCGAGAUCAUCCUGACUCUUAAUCAUGAUUGGCAUGUAGAUCUUGUACUGCGCAGACUGAGGCUGUUGGCGGCUGAGCUCGGGGAGGAAGGAGCGACGUUAAAGUCGUGGGAGGUUACGGCGUAUGCGACGCGGACCUUUGUUACAACUGAAUUCGUGGCGAGUCGCAUUACCGAGAUGUUGAAGCAGCUCGAUGAAGCGGAGGAGGAGAGUAGGGGUGGGGACGAACUGUUCAGAAGCAUGCUGGUGGAGAUGGAGGUAAAGAGCUGGUCUCGCUAUUUGCAUUGGCAGUGUACAGCGUGCGACCCCGAAUAG